Molecule: messenger RNA, 237 nt
Organism: Dentiscutata erythropus
Lineage: Eukaryota; Fungi; Glomeromycota; Glomeromycetes; Diversisporales; Gigasporaceae
Source: the annotation of a GenBank genome assembly
AUGACUUUCAAUUUCACCUAUUCGAACACUUAUAUAAUGAAGCAUAUCUUAAUAUUUUUACUGAUUCUAAUAAUUGCGACAGCUUUUAAAUCUGUCGCGGUGACCAUCAAUAAAAAUCUUGUGAUUCGUUCUGCAAAACCAACCGGAGCUACAUCAUGGGAAAAUUGGAACGGACAAAUACAUGCCACUCCAAGUGCCAUUUUUCAACCAUCUACACUUAAUGACCUUGUAGACAUU